CAGAGGAUGUCCACCACCACGACUGUCGCCCCUGCGGGGAUCCCGGUGGCCCCGGGCCCUGUGAACCCGCCCCCCCCGGAGGUCUCCAACCCCAGCAAGCCCGGCCGCAAGACCAACCAGCUGCAGUACAUGCAGAACGUGGUGGUGAAGACGCUCUGGAAACACCAGUUCGCCUGGCCCUUCUACCAGCCCGUGGAUGCGAUCAAGCUGAACCUGCCGGACUAUCAUAAAAUAAUUAAAAACCCAAUGGAUAUGGGGACAAUUAAGAAGAGAUUAGAAAAUAAUUAUUAUUGGAGUGCCAGCGAAUGCAUGCAGGACUUCAACACCAUGUUUACAAAUUGUUACAUUUAUAACAAGCCCACAGAUGACAUAGUGCUAAUGGCCCAAGCCUUAGAGAAAAUUUUUCUGCAAAAAGUGGCCCAGAUGCCGCAGGAAGAAGUUGAAUUAUUACCCCCUGCUCCUAAGGGCAAAGGCCGGAAACCGGCUGCAGGAACCCAGAGUGCAGGUACGCAGCAAGUAGCGGCCGUGUCCUCUGUCUCCCCGGCGACCCCCUUUCAGAAUGUGCCCCCUACCGUCUCCCAGACGCCCGUCAUUGCUGCCACCCCUGUUCCAACCAUCACUGCAAAUGUCACGUCGGUGCCCGUCCCCCCAGCAGCCGCCCCACCUCCACCCACGACACCCAUCGUCCCUGUGGUCCCUCCCACGCCACCCGUCAUCAAGAAAAAGGGCGUCAAGCGGAAAGCAGACACGACCACUCCCACGACGUCCGCCAUCACCGCGAGCCGGAGCGAGUCGCCCCCGCCUCUGUCGGACCCCAAGCAGGCCAAGGUCGUGGCCCGGCGGGAGAGUGGGGGCCGCCCCAUCAAGCCCCCCAAGAAGGACCUGGAGGACAGCGAGGUGCCCCAGCACGCGGGCAAGAAGGGCAAGCUGUCGGAACACCUGCGGUACUGCGACAGCAUCCUCCGGGAGAUGCUGUCCAAAAAACACGCUGCCUACGCCUGGCCCUUCUACAAGCCGGUGGACGCCGAGGCCCUGGAGCUGCACGACUACCACGACAUCAUCAAACACCCCAUGGACCUCAGCACCGUCAAAAGGAAGAUGGACAGCCGCGAGUACCCGGACGCACAGGGCUUCGCUGCCGACAUCCGGUUAAUGUUCUCGAACUGUUACAAGUACAACCCUCCGGACCACGAGGUGGUGGCCAUGGCCAGGAAGCUGCAGGACGUGUUUGAGAUGAGGUUUGCCAAGAUGCCGGAUGAGCCGGUGGAGACACCUGCACUGCCAGCCCCCGCGGCCCCCACGGUGAGCAAGGGCGCCGAGAGCAGCCGCAGCAGCGAGGAGAGCUCGUCGGACUCGGGCAGCUCAGACUCGGAGGAGGAGCGGGCCACCAGGCUGGCAGAGCUGCAGGAGCAGCUGAAGGCCGUGCACGAGCAGCUGGCCGCCCUGUCUCAGGCCCCGGUGAACAAACCAAAGAAGAAGAAGGAGAAGAAGGAGAAGGAGAAGAAAAAGAAAGACAAGGACAAGGAGAAGGAGAAGCACAAGGCCAAGUCCGAGGAGGAGAAGAAGGCCAAGGUGGCCCCGCCGGCCAAGCAGGCCCAGCAGAAGAAGGCUCCCGCCAAGAAGGCCAGCAGCACGACCGCGGCCGGCAGACAGCUGAAGAAGGGCGGCCGGCAGGCGUCUGCCUCCUACGAUUCGGAGGAGGAGGAGGAGGGCCUGCCCAUGAGCUACGACGAGAAGCGCCAGCUCAGCCUGGACAUCAACCGGCUGCCCGGGGAGAAGCUGGGCCGCGUGGUGCACAUCAUCCAGUCGCGGGAGCCCUCGCUCAGGGACUCCAAUCCCGAUGAGAUCGAGAUUGACUUUGAGACUCUGAAACCCACCACCCUGCGGGAACUGGAGAGAUACGUCAAGUCUUGUUUACAGAAAAAGCAAAGGAAACCGUUCUCAGCCAGCGGGAAGAAGCAGGCGGCCAAGUCCAAGGAGGAGCUUGCGCAGGAGAAGAAGAAGGAGCUGGAGAAGCGUCUGCAGGACGUCAGCGGGCAGCUCAGCAGCAGCAAGAAGCCUGCACGGAAAGAGAAAGCCGGCUCCGCGCCCUCGGGGGGCCCGUCCAGGCUCAGCAGCAGCAGCUCCUCCGAGUCGGGAAGCAGCAGCUCCAGCGGGUCCAGUUCCGACAGCAGCGACUCGGAGUAGACUCUGGACUUGAACAGAACAAACGAUGUCGCACACGCCGAAACUGCAGCGCCCCCUCCCGUGGUUAAUAUACUACUUUUGUUCCAUGGUGUGCAGGUUUUCUUUUUAAUCCAGUGUUACGGUAUCUCCCAGUUCUGCUUUCGUAGGUCAGAGAUCUGUCCCGUGUGUGCGUUAGACUUUACAAGAAGGUGUGGACUCUGCAUACGGUCCCUUUGUCAUAACUGAAUCCGAGCGCCUGGAGACGACAACUUCGAACGUUAGCCCGAUGGCCGCAGAAAGCCGGGAGAGAUACGAUCUGAAGGGCCUUGCCGAACCCCUUUGUGUGUGCCCAGCCUGGUCAGUGGCUCCAGAAGGAAUGUUGUCCCAGGAAGUUUCUCUGCCGUGGGUACUGUAUUCGAAAGCUGUUACCUUUGCAAACAGGUGUUGUCUUUCUCAUCCGGGCCUCAAGCCCUGGCCCUCGUGUCUGGCGCGGCCGCCUCUUCCUGCAGGGGCGGAGGACAGCCACGCCUGCCCCUCGGAACCAGGCUGGGCCUGAGUGAAGGGUCGUCCCAGCCCAGCCCAGCCCAGCCCAGAGCGCGGAGCGAGCUCCUGGGGCUGGAACGGCUGGGGCCGGCGCCUGGGGAGGGAUGUUGCGUCCUCUGGGCAUGGCGACGUCAGGCGCUCCUGGGAGGGGACGCAGCCGCUGC
Molecule: messenger RNA, 2873 nt
Organism: Propithecus coquereli (Coquerel's sifaka)
Lineage: Eukaryota; Metazoa; Chordata; Mammalia; Primates; Indriidae
Gene: BRD3
Product: bromodomain containing 3
Exons: 11
Coding region: 7-2187 (726 amino acids)
Biological process (GO): regulation of DNA-templated transcription; chromatin remodeling
Cellular component (GO): nucleus; chromatin
Source: RefSeq, a predicted model, not a curated record